UUCCUUUAUGCAAACAGCAAAGCACAGCAGACAGAGAGAGACAUUUUCCAUCUUCCAUUAGAGUGAGAGAGACGUUACUUAACACCGCCACCCAGAAACUUCCGGUCACCCCUCUCACAAAUCCCGGUUUAUUUUUACAUUUCCCGGUAACUAACCACCGGUUCUUUCCUCCCCGCGGUUACUUUUCCGUCCACAACAACUCUUAUGUUCUAACAUUUAAUUUAAUGGUUUCUAAAUCCUCUCUUAAACAACACUCUUGCUCACUUGCUUCUACUUUUCUUCAACUUUACUUCUUCCUUAUUGUUUCUCUUCCAAGUCGUUUCUAGGGUUUGCUCUACACUCCAUUGUUCAAGCUUACUCUGAAGUUUAGUUCUACUUUCCUUCUCCAAAUUUGUACUCUUUAACAUUCUUAUUGAGUUUUUCCAAGCUCAAUUUUAGAUGGGUGCUUAGUUGAGAAUUUUUAUCCAAAAUGGAAGUUUUUCUUGUGUGCUUGUUUUCGCUGCUUCUGGUGAAAGUGAGUUCAGUGAACCCAUCUCUAAACGAUGACGUUUUGGGGUUGAUUGUGUUCAAAGCAGAUAUACAAGAUCCAAAGGGAAAAUUAACAUCUUGGAACGAAGACGAUGAAAGUGCGUGUGGUGGUAGUUGGGUUGGUGUGAAAUGCAACCCUAGAUCCAACAGGGUUGUAGAGAUUAACCUUAAUGGGUUUUCUUUAUCCGGAAGAAUAGGUCGUGGUUUACAACGCUUGCAGUUUCUUCGUAGGCUUUAUUUGGCGAACAAUAAUCUCACUGGGAACAUAGCCCCUAAUAUUGCUAUCAUUGACAACCUUAGGGUUCUUGAUUUGAGUAAAAAUAAUCUUUCAGGGGUUGUUCCUGAUGAUUUUUUUCGACAAUGUGGGUCUAUGAGAGUUGUUUCUUUGGCAGGGAACAUGUUUUCUGGGAACAUACCUUCUAGUUUAGGGUCGUGUUCAGCUAUUGCUACUAUUGACCUUUCUUUUAACCAGUUUUCGGGUUCUGUUCCUAAGGAAGUUUGGACUUUGAGUGGACUAAGGUCACUUGAUUUGUCUGAUAAUUUGUUGGAAGGUGAUAUUCCUCAAGAUGUUACGGCUUUGAAGAAUUUGAGGAGUAUUAACUUGGCGAGGAAUAGCUUUUCCGGGAAGAUUCCUAAUGGGUUUGGAAGUUGUUUGCUUUUGAGGUCUAUUGAUUUUGGUGACAAUUCUUUCACUGGUGGUUUACCUAUUGAUUUGAAAGGAUUGGUGUUGUGUGGUUACUUUAGUUUGCGUGGAAAUGCUUUUUCAGGAGAUGUUCCUGAGUGGAUUGGUGAGAUGAAGGGUCUUCAGACAUUGGAUCUUUCUAUGAAUAGAUUUUCUGGGUUGGUGCCGAACUCUUUAGGAAACCUUUGGUCAUUGAAAAGAUUGAAUCUUUCUGCAAAUGGUUUCACUGGUAACCUUCCCGAGUCUAUGGCGAAUUGCACGAAUCUAUUGGCCUUGGAUGUUAGCCAGAAUUUGAUGUCUGGUGAUCUUCCGUCGUGGAUUUUCAGGUCAGAUUUGGAGAAGGUUUUGGUGGCAGAAAACAGAAUGAGUGGUAGCUUGAAAAACCCUUUGUAUUCUUUUACUGAAGUUGCGGUUCAGAGUCUUCAAGUUUUGGAUUUCUCUCACAAUGCAUUUUCUGGUGAAAUCACUUCUGGUGUUUCGGGUUUAAGCAGCUUGAGGGUUUUGAAUUUAUCGUAUAACUCUUUGAGUGGUCAUAUUCCGGCCACAAUUGGCGAUUUGAAAACGUGCUCUAGUCUUGAUUUGAGUUAUAAUAAGCUAAACGGAAGCAUACCAUGGGAAAUUUGUGGAGCUGGGUCCUUGAAAGAGCUUAUUUUGGAAAAUAACUUCCUUGUUGGGGAAAUUCCAACCUCAAUUGAGAACUGUUCUGCAUUAACAACUUUGAUUCUGUCGAAGAACAGACUGAGUGGGUCGAUACCUGCAACAGUUGCAAAACUAUCCAACCUGCAAACUGUGGACUUAUCAUUCAACAACCUUAUUGGAAUCCUUCCGAAGCAACUGGCCAACCUUCCCAAUCUGCUGACCUUCAAUUUAUCUCACAACAACCUUCGAGGUGAACUGCCUGCUGGUGGUUUUUUCAACACCAUUUCGCCUUCUUCCGUUUCUGGAAAUCCAUUUCUUUGUGGCUCUGCUGUGAACAAAAAAUGCCCUACUAAACUCCCAAAGCCUAUUGUUCUGAAUCCCAACAUUACUACUGACCCUGACCAGAGUUCACUUUCACCAACGAUGGGUCGCAAGAGAAAUAUCCUCAGCAUUUCAGCACUCAUUGCUAUUGGUGCAGCUGCUGUCAUUGUAAUUGGGGUCAUUAGCAUCACUGUUCUCAACCUCCGGGUUCGGUCCACCACAUCUCGAUCUCCAGUCGCCCUUGCUUUUUCUGCAGGGGAUGAGUUCAGCCGUUCGCCAACAACAGAUGCCAAUUCUGGCAAGCUUGUCAUGUUUUCAGGUGAGCCUGAUUUCAGCUCUGGAGCUCAUGCUUUGCUUAACAAGGAUUGUGAGCUUGGGCGUGGAGGAUUCGGGGCAGUGUAUCAAACAGUUCUUGGAGACGGGCGUUCAGUUGCUAUAAAGAAGCUCACCGUGUCAAGCCUUGUGAAGUCUCAAGAAGAUUUUGAGAGGGAAGUGAAGAAAUUAGGAAAAGUCAGACACCAAAAUCUCGUCGAACUCGAAGGCUAUUAUUGGACUUCAUCGCUCCAACUUCUCAUAUACGAGUUUGUCUCCCGUGGCAGUUUAUAUAAGCAUCUCCACGAAGGGUCUGGCGAAAACUUCCUUUCUUGGAACGAAAGAUUCAACGUCAUUCUCGGGACAGCAAAGGCUUUAGCUCACUUGCACCACUCUAACAUUAUUCACUACAACAUUAAGUCAACCAACGUCCUUAUUGAUAGCUACGGCGAACCUAAAGUAGGGGAUUUUGGCCUAGCAAGGCUGCUACCAAUGCUUGAUCGCUACGUCUUGAGCAGCAAAAUUCAGAGCGCACUCGGCUACAUGGCACCUGAGUUUGCCUGCAAAACAGUGAAAAUAACCGAGAAAUGUGACGUGUAUGGGUUUGGAGUUCUGGUUUUGGAGAUAGUGACAGGGAAGAGGCCUGUAGAGUAUAUGGAAGAUGAUGUUGUGGUACUUUGUGACAUGGUUAGAGGAGCAUUGGAUGAAGGAAGGGUAGAAGAAUGUAUUGAUGAGAGGCUUCAAGGUAAAUUCCCGGUAGAAGAAGUGAUUCCUGUGAUUAAGCUUGGUUUGGUAUGUACUUCACAAGUACCAUCUAACAGGCCAGACAUGGGAGAGGUAGUUACCAUAUUGGAGCUAAUUAGAUGCCCCUCUGAAGGACAAGAAGAGUUGUUGAAUUGAAUUGAAUUGAAUUAACUUGUUAUUUUCUUGAUUAGGAGAUUAGAGAGACCAAUGAAUGGGUUAAUCCGGGGAAGAAGAAUCCGGUUUUUUAUUAAUUAAAGAGACAGAGAAAUUGUUUUUAUUUUUAAUGUAAUUUUAUUUUCUUGUUAGUGUCUAGUUUGUUUUACUAUUAAGAUUAAGAUUUCUCUGUUGUUGUUGUGGUGGUGGUGCUAUUGCUGCAUGUAGGAUACCGGAUUCUUUUUCACCAGUGUUCCAAUUUGAUAUUUCGUAUUCUUCUUUGUUU
Messenger RNA from Cicer arietinum (chickpea), 3665 nucleotides. Its product is annotated as probable LRR receptor-like serine/threonine-protein kinase IRK. Gene Ontology annotation, molecular function: protein kinase activity; receptor serine/threonine kinase binding; ATP binding. NCBI's taxonomy places the organism in Eukaryota, Viridiplantae, Streptophyta, Magnoliopsida, Fabales, Fabaceae. Gene Ontology annotation, biological process: protein phosphorylation. The record is from RefSeq and is a predicted model, not a curated record.